UUGCGCGCCGGGAGGAGGGGCGACGCCGGCCACGGGGAGAGUCGACUACAUCAAAAGGUGGUUGUUACUCGGACAACGACGGCUAGUUUCAUUCUCUUGCACUUCAGGAUGUCUACACCGCCUUUAGCAGGGCCAGGAUUGCCUCCUGGUUCAUUUUCUGGGCCUCAGGGUCAGGCUGCACGAGAAGUGAACACAGCUUCAUUGUGUCGCAUUGGCCAAGAGACUGUGCAGGACAUUGUAUUCCGCACAAUGGAAAUCUUCCAGCUGUUAAGAAAUAUGCAGCUUCCAAAUGGUGUCACCUACCAUACGGGCACAUAUCAAGAUAGAUUGGGAAAGUUGCAAGAACAUCUGCGUCAACUCUCAAUACUGUUUCGGAAACUGAGAUUGGUGUACGAUAAGUGCAAUGAGAAUUGUGCAGGACUUGAACCCAUUCCAAUAGAACAGCUCAUUCCUUACGUGGAAGAGGAUGGAUUUAAACAUGAUGACCGAGGAGCCACCAACCAGCUACUCUUUGCUAGUGAAGAAAGACGGGAAAUCAUGGAAGUUAUCAAGAAACUGAAACAGAAGAAUCAACAGCUGAAGCAAAUCAUGGAUCAAUUGCGGAAUCUCAUUUGGGACAUAAAUGCCAUGUUGGCAAUGAGGAACUGAAUACGUUUUCUUUCUACCACAUUGUGAUAUUUGAUAUUAUUUGUUAACAGAAGAGUAACUUUUUAAAGAAGACCACGGGUAUUUGAUGGUACUGUAAAUAAUAAUGUAUAUAUUUGUUAUACUUUAGUUAUGCAUAUUUAAGCCUUGAAAUUCAAUGUAAGUUUUCAUUUUCAGAUCCAGGAUGGACAACUUUUAUUUCUGAGGUUUGGGCAAUAGUUUCUUUUAUAUGAAAACAGUAUAAAGGUUUUUUCAUGAAGAAAUCCAAAGAAUACUUUGUCCUAGAGCAGUGUUGGCGAUCAUUUUUGGCACUGAGUGCCGAAAUGGGAGCACGCGCACAGGGGAGCACCAGAAACCGGAAGAGCAGCUUCCCA
This is a messenger RNA of Thamnophis elegans (Western terrestrial garter snake), 1019 nucleotides long. RefSeq names its product mediator complex subunit 30 (gene MED30). Gene Ontology annotation, biological process: positive regulation of DNA-templated transcription. The transcript has 5 exons. The record is from RefSeq and is a predicted model, not a curated record. NCBI's taxonomy places the organism in Eukaryota, Metazoa, Chordata, Lepidosauria, Squamata, Natricidae. Bases 109 to 648 code for a protein of 179 amino acids. Gene Ontology annotation, cellular component: mediator complex. Gene Ontology annotation, molecular function: transcription coregulator activity.